AUGUCUCUAUAUGCUAAGUUCAUGAAGGAAAUAUUGAAUAACAAGAGGGAUUGGAAGGAAGUAGAGAUAGUGGUGCUUACUAAGGGGUGCAGUGCAGUCAUUCAGAGGAAUCUUCCUGAGAAACUACAAGAUCCUAGGAGCUUUGUGAUUCCUUGUACCAUUGGAAAGAAUCUUAUUCGGAAGGCCUUAUAUGAUCUCGGAGCAAGCAUCCACCUCAUGCUACUAUCAUGGGUGAGGAAUUUCCAAAUUGAGGAAGUAAAUCCUACCCGUAUCUGUCUCCAGCUGGCUGAGCGUUCUAUUAAGUUUCUCUUCGGAGUGGUGGAGGACCUACUUCUGAAAGUAGGGUCUUUCAUCUUCCCUAGUGACUUUGUUAUAUUGGAUAUGGAAGAGGACAAGAACGUUUCCAUCAUCCUUAGAAGACCCUUCUUAGCCACAGGAAGAGCUCUUAUAGGCGUACAGAAGGGUGAAGUAAAACUAAGGGUCAAUGAAGAGGAGAUUGUGUUAAACGUUUUAGAGGAAUUGUAA
Arachis ipaensis is the source of this 525-nucleotide messenger RNA. RefSeq lists its product as uncharacterized. NCBI's taxonomy places the organism in Eukaryota, Viridiplantae, Streptophyta, Magnoliopsida, Fabales, Fabaceae. The record is from RefSeq and is a predicted model, not a curated record.